CCCCCCUCCCCCUUUCCUCUCUGUGUCCUGGCGGCCAGAGUGACAAACCCUUUUCCCGGAAAGCAGCAGUUUGGGGCAUUCUCAUUUUCUGUGUUUCUUUCCUGUGCCCUCACUUUUUCUUGGUUCUGCAACCCAGGCUUUUUUUUUUUGAAUUGGGUUGUGACUCUCUUUUUCUCCUGGCCUGGGACGUCCAUAUAACUGUUUGUGGCAUUUUUCUUUCUUUCUCUUUUUUUUUAAAAUUUAUUUAUGAUAGUCACACACACACAGAGAGAGAGAGAGAGAGAGAGAGGCAGAGACACAGGCAGAGGGAGAAGCAGGCUCCAUGCACCGGGAGCCCGAAGUGGGAUUCGAUCCCAGGGCUCCAGGAUCGCGCCCUGGGCCAAAGGCAGGCGCCAAACCGCUGCGCCACCCAGGGAUCCCAGCAUUUUUCUUUCGUUAGUGGCGAUGCCCCGAGUACUCCAAGAUUCUCGGCUCUGCCGCCCGGAUAGUUGGGCAGGUCCUCUGGUUCUGGACCACAGCAGGGAGAGGCGCAGGAAGGCACCUGAGUAUUUGGGGCUGCAGCGUUGAAGGGUUGAGGUCAUCAGGAGAAGCUACGUGGUGCUAACAUUAACUGGACAAAUGUCUUUUAGUGUCUCAGUGGUCUCUGACUUUUUUCUUUAAAGAUUUUAUUUAUUUAUUUGAGAGAAAGAGAGCUCACAUGCAGGGGGGAUGGGACGGAGGGAGAAGCAGAAGCAGACUCUCCGAUGAACAGGGAGCCGGAGACAAGGCUCCAUCCCAGGACCCUGACCCCCGGACCCCGGGAUCAUGACCUGGAUCCCGGGAUCAUGACCUGAGCCGAAGGCAGACACUUCACCGACUGAGCCAUCCAGGUGCCCCAUCUCCUUGACUUCAAUACAAAGCCCAUUUUGAUGGUUUCUGCAUUUCCCUCCCCCUUCUUUCCUCCCCAAGCCCCCAUGGUGUCUGCAUAUCUUUUUUACCUCUGUCUCUCAUCAACUGAGUUGUCUCCCUGCCUCUAGUUUGCCAAAUGGCAUUUCCUCCUUUUUCUUCUCAUAGGAAAUGACCUGGUUUCAGUUGCUUCUUGGGUGAUUUCAACACAUGUGUUGGUUGCCCCAACGUGAGACGUGUCCUGAGAGUAGGAUGAAUCAGCUGGAAUGUGCACGGUGGUGCUUUCCCGACCCAAGCAGGCUGCGGCUUUCCCAGGCCAGGGGGGCAGUUUGCUAUUCUGCAUUCUGAUGAUUAUCCUUUUUUUUUCCCUAGACGCUGAUUCACUUAGGGGUUCCACAAAGGGUGGAGAGCAAAUAUUUGGAGUGGGAAAAAGGCGGCCUUACAGGAUGGGUCCAACUUCCUGGAGUGAGCGUCCUUUAAGGGCCCAGCGGAAGGGGGUGGGCGGCCCUCCUCUCGAACCGGAGGUUCUGUCCAUGUUUGUGCCUCCCUUCGUCACUAAGGAGGACAGUCAGACGGCCGGCGCCCCCUGUGCCACCCUGAGCAAGACCAGGAGGCGCUCCUUCAGAAAGAAGAGGGACAAGCCCAAAUCCGAGCCCUGGAAGGGCCUCCCUCCCGAAGAUAUCACUGUCCCCAAUGGCGUGGACCUGCUCGCCCUGCCUCAGCUCUGCUUCCCAGGGGGCCUGUGUGUGGCCUCCGAACCGAAGGAAGACUGUGUCCACUUUCUGGUGCUGACGGAUGUCUGUGGGAACAGGACGUACGGCGUGGUUGCCCAGUACUACCGACCCCUGCACGACGAGUCCUGCUUCUACAACGGCAAGGCGCACUGGGAGCCGUCCUGGCCGACCGCGGGCGCGGCUGGCUGCUUCGUGCCCUUUGCGGUGUGCGUGGUCUCCAAGCUGCCCUAUUACAACGCCCUCAAGGACUGCCUGUCCUGCUUAUUGACUCAUCUGAAGCUUUGUAAAGAUUUUGAAGUUGACAAUCACAUAAAAGAUUUUGCUGCAAAACUGUCCUUGAUACCUAGCCCACCGCCUGGACCACUUCAUUUGGUAUUUAACAUGAAGCCGCUCCAGAUCGUGUUCCCCUCGCGCGCGGACCCCGAGAGCCCUGUCAUCGACUUGGACCUCCACCUGCCCUUGCUGUGCUUCAGGCCUGAGAAGGUGCUGCAGAUCCUGACGUGCCUCCUCACGGAGCAGCGGAUCGUGUUCUUCUCCUCCAACUGGGCGCUGCUGCCACUGGUCGCCGAGUGCUUCAUGGCCUACCUGCACCCCCUGCAGUGGCAGCACACGUUCGUGCCCGUCCUGUCGGGCCAGAUGCUGGACUUCGUCAUGGCGCCGACGUCUUUCCUCAUGGGCUGCCACCUCGACUACUUUGAAGAAGUCAGCAAGGAGGCGGACGGCCUGGUCCUGAUAAACAUCGAUAACGGGACCAUCACCUGCUCUAACGAUGAGGACGUCGACCUCCCUGACGUCCCCCUGCUGGCGGCACAGACGUUUAUUCAGAGGGUCCAGAGCCUGCAGCUGCACCACGAGCUGGACCUCGCCCACCUGGGUGCCAGCACGGACCUGAACGAGGGGCGUGCCCGCCGGCGGGCCUGGCAGCGGAGGCUCAACUGCCAAGUGCAGCAAGUGGCCUUGCAGCUGCUCUUCAGCAUCUUCAGGGACGUGAAGAAUCACUUAAAUUAUGAACACAGGGUGUUUAAUAGCGAGGAAUUUCUCAAAACCAGAGCUCCGGGGGACCAGCAGUUUUACAGACAGGUGUUGGACACCUACAUGUUUCACGCUUUCCUUAAAGCCCGGCUCAGCAGGAGGAUGGAUGCCUUCGCCCAGAUGGACCUCAACACGCAGUCCGAGGAGGACAGGUUAAAUGGGAUGCUGGCAAGUCCAAGAAGACCAACCAUUGAGAAAAUGGCCUCGCGGAAAUCCUCGGCCCUGCACGCCGUCCACAGGCGGAUGGUGGUCAGCAUGCCCAACCUGCAGGACAUAGCGGUUCCCGAGCUGCUGGCCCGGAACUCGUCGCUGAGGAAAGUCGACUCCACGGGCUGCGGGAGCGUAGUCCUGAACGUGACUCCUCCGUCGACCUACACGUUCAAGAUCCCGGAGAUCCACUUCCCGCUGGUGAGCCAGUGCGUGCAGGCCUACUACUCCGACUGCGUCGCCCUGCUGAGCAAGGCCAUGGGGCUCCUGGCUCCCGACAGCUCCGUGCUCCUGGCGAGGUAUUACUACCUCCGCGGGGCCGUGCACCUGAUGCAGGGGCAGCUGCUGGACGCCCUGCUGGACUUUCAGAGCCUGUACAAGACGGACAUCAGAAUCUUUCCUGCCGAUCUCGUUCGGAGGACGGUGGGGUCCCUGUCGGGUCCCCAGCGCGCCCAGGCCGAGCGGGUGCCUGAGCUGCGGCGGCUCAUCAGCGAGGUGGUGGACAAGCCUGGAGAGGCCCCCAAGCCGGACGACCGCGUGAAGAACUUCGAGCUGCCCAAGAAGCACAUGCAGCUGGAUGACUUCGUGAAGAGGGUGCAGGAGUCGGGCAUCGUGAAGGACACCAACACCAUCCACCGGCUGUUCGAGGCGCUGACCGUGGGACACCAGAAACAGAUUGACCCGGAAACAUUCAAGGAUUUCUACAACUGCUGGAAGGAGGCUGAGGCCGAGGCCCAGGAGGUCAGCCUGCCGCUGUCGGUGACGGAGCAUCUGGAUAAGAACGAGUGCGUGUACAAGCUGUCCAGCUCCGUGAAGACCAACCGCGGCGUGGGCAAGAUCGCCAUGACCCAGAAGCGCCUGUUCCUACUGACGGAAGGGAGGCCGGGCUACGUGGAGAUCUCCACCUUCAGGAACAUCGAGGAAGUGAGAAGCACCACGGUCACGUUUCUGCUUCUGAGAAUUCCGACUCUAAAAAUUAAAGUGGUGUCCAAGAAGGAAGUGUUCGAAGCUAAUCUGAAAACAGAGUGUGACCUGUGGCACCUGAUGGUGAAGGAGAUGUGGGCCGGGAAGAAGCUGGCCGAUGACCACAAGGACCCGCAGUACAUCCAGCAGGCGCUGACGCACGUCCUGCUGAUGGACGCCGUGGUCGGCACGCUGCAGUCGCCCGCUGCCAUCUACGCUGCCUCCAAGUUGUCUCACUUUGACAGGAUGAAGAACGAAAUGUCCACACCAGUUCCCAGGACGACCUCGGAAACCCUGAAGCACAAGAUAAACCCCUCAGCGGGAGAGACUUGCCCACACGCCGUGGACGUCCUGCUGUAUACUCCAGGGCAUCUAGACCCAGCAGAAAAAGUAGAGGACGCCCACCCCAAGUUAUGGUGUGCUCUGGACGAAGGCAAGGUGACCGUGUUUGACGCUUCCUCUUGGACGAUUCACCAGCAGUGCUUCAAAGUGGGCGCCUCCAAGUUGAACUGCAUGGUGAUGGCAGAGCAGAACCAGGUGUGGGUUGGCUCGGAGGACUCGGUCAUCUACAUCAUCAACAUCCACAGCAUGUCCUGCAACAAGCAGCUCACCGACCACCGCUCCAGUGUCACGGACCUGGUUGCUCAGAACGGAACACCCAGCAAGGUGUACUCGUGCAGCGCGGACGGGAUGGUCCUGGCGUGGAACGUGAGCACCCUGCGCGUGACCAGCAGGUUCCAGCUGCCGGGCGGCGGGCUCUCGUCCAUCAGCCUGCAUGACGGCUGCCUGUGGUGCUGUACAGGGACCAGUAUCGUGGCCAUGAUGACCAGCGGGCUCCUCUGUCAAGAACUGAAGGUCAGCGAGAACUUCAAGGAGAUGAGCACGUCCUUCGUGGGUUUCCAGCUCCUCCCCCAGGAGCAGCUCUGGGUGGCGUGCGCCGGACUGGCCAGCAUCUACAUCUGGAGCCUGGCGGACCUGACGCAGCCUCCUCACCGGGUCCCCCUUCAGGACUGCUCCGAGGUCAGCUGCAUGAUCAGAGUGAAGCAGCAGAUCUGGGUAGGCGGCACUGGCCUGUCCCAGGGCCUGGCCAGAGGGAAAAUCUACGUGAUUGACGCCGAGAGGAAGACGGUGGCAAAGGAGCUGGUGGCCCACAUAGACAGGGUGACAACGCUCUGCUCGGCGGAGGACAGAUACGUGCUGAGCGGGUCGGGCGGGGGCGAGGGGAAGAUUGCCAUCUGGAAGGUCGAGUAAACGGGGGGCAGACGGGCCGAGUGGGGCUGUGCUCUGCGGGCCCCGCCCUCCUGCCCCCCCCACCCGUGCUCCCCCAAAAGGUGGGCCGGGGAGCCAGUCGGGGCCCCAGGGGGGUGGGGGUGUGUGGCUGCAUGGCUCUCUACUGUCCCGGUUGAACUGUACCCACAGCGUUUCGGGCUGGUGCUUCGCAGGCAGGCAGCAGGGUCAGGUUGCUAUGAAGUUGCGGUGCGUGCUGUCUAGAACCUUCCGGAGCCCACGAGCAGGGGCCAGCACCAGGGCAGGGAACGGUUUAACCAAAGCACCACCUAUGACCCGCUAGCCUCAGGCCGCUGGUUUGCGUUUCCUCUACUUCAUUCAGCACAAGUAGAGUAAGCGUCGGGUUUAGGGGCGACCCACAGCCUUAAGCUGACCUCGUUCCCAGCAAAGCUGUAAGAGGAGGUGUGUUUAAAUGACCACUUUGUGCUUGAACACAUCCGUGCCUCCUCUCGCUGUGCCCAUGCCGAGCAGGGGCCCGCGGAGGGGACAGAGGGGACAGGGCUGGGCUAGCUGAGGCAAGCUCUGUGUUGGUUUUUUUUUUCCUUUAAUGACAAGUUUUUAUGACGAAGAAACCCAGGGAGACUUUCCUGGCUCUCCCAAAGAUCACAGUUUCAUCUGUAGCUCCACCUAAAAUAGCAGAAUGUAUAAUCGAGUGUUCUAGAAGUCACUGCCGCUCACAGGGACGUCAUUUCCACCGUCCGCAGCUUGUGUGCACCGUGUGUCUCCAUAGAUGGUGCUGUAUUAUUGAACUGAAGACGAUCCUACUCGCUAAAGUAAACAUUUGGGGAAAAAAAGAACCUCUUACACAUUUUUACUACAAUAUUGAGAUUCACUCCCUCGGUGUCCAGCGAGAAAGGCUUUGGCAUAGUUCCCGGAUGUGGAGGGAGCAUCCGCCUCACAGCAGCGUGUGCGGGCCUGCGGCCUGUCCCCGAAGGACCCAGCAGAGCUCAGCCGCAUGGGGGCGGCUGCCGGAACACAGACGCCGCACCAGACCUCACUCACCCCGAGACAGGGCCGAGUGAGGUUUCAGUAGCACCUGGAACCCCCAGAUGAAAGCUUCGACCAGACCUUGGUCUGCAUCUGCAAGGUCCAGAUCACGGACCCAGAUGUUGGGGUGUUCUGGGGGUGCGGUGCCGGGGACAGCCAGGCGGCCUCAGGUGCCUACAGAGGGCGUGUCCCUGACUUCCAGGAGGAGGACUCAGCCGCAGCAAAGGACAGACGUUGAAUUCUGCUUUUGUAAACACAUGAACAACUACAGUCAAUCCUGUCAAAAAUACUCAUAAAUUAUUUAAUGUCAGUCCACACAUAACCAGGUAUUUUCACCUCAUCAAUAAUAAACUCCUUUGUUUAUUAAA
This is a messenger RNA of Nyctereutes procyonoides (raccoon dog), 6463 nucleotides long. It is a transcript of the gene DENND3, whose product is annotated as DENN domain containing 3. Bases 1152 to 5072 code for a protein of 1306 amino acids. Lineage: Eukaryota; Metazoa; Chordata; Mammalia; Carnivora; Canidae. Gene Ontology annotation, molecular function: protein binding. The transcript has 23 exons. Gene Ontology annotation, biological process: regulation of Rab protein signal transduction. Gene Ontology annotation, cellular component: cytoplasmic vesicle. The record is from RefSeq and is a predicted model, not a curated record.